GGUACCGCGGGGGGAAACUGAGGCACGAAGGUGGGGGUGGGGAUUCUCCCCCCGGUGCUGCAUCGCCGCCCGGGGCCGGUAGGGGGCUCCGCUGUUCCCCGCCCCGGGGCAGAUAAAGGCGGCGGCGGCGGCGGCGGAGGCGGCAGAACGGCACCGGCAGCACCGGGGCAGCACCGGGUGGGACGGCGGGGCCGGCGGGGCCGGGGGGGGUCAUGGAACGGCUGCUGCUGUGCUGUGCUGCCCUGCUGGCCGCAGGGACACUCCGUGGCCACACAUCAGCAACGUCACAGCCCCCAGCCAGCUCGUCCGCAGCUGUCACCACGCAGAUGCAUGCCAUGUCUUCACUCAGCUCAGGGACGACUGAACCAAAGCCACUGACGACGGACGUAACUCCCAGCUCAGCAACAUCUCCAUCCCACGUCACUGAAGCACCAUCUUCCACUGGCAUCCCAAGCUCUGCAGCAGCUGAACCUCCCUCCAGCCCUGCAGGAACACCAUCUCUGCCCAUGACAUCAGGCUCAGCGCCAUUGCUCACAUCCCCAUCCAGCACCCCCACCGCACUGGCUCCGUCCAACCUGACCACAGUGCACAACCAUACGUGGUCCCCAAGCUCAGCUCCAGCCCCAUCCUCUCCUGGGCGCCCUGACCCCGCUCCCAGCUCUGCUGCGCCCACCACCGCCCCGGCUCCUGGCACCGCCUCGGCCCCCAGCUCCAGCACCACACGGGUGCUCGGGACUGGCACCUUGGCCCUCCUCCAAACCCAACCCCGGGGUGGUGGUGGUCAUCAGCCUCUUCGUGGCGGUGCUGGUGGGGGCCGUGGCCAUGCUGCUGGUGAGGCUGUGCCGCUGUGGGAAGCCCCAAUUCCAGCGGCUGGACGAGGUGCCCAUGGGCAAAGUGUCGGAGGUGUCCGCCUUCGCCCGUCACCCCCCCAGGUGACCCCGCUGUGCCGAAUAAAGACGCUGCAGCCCUGGCUUUGGUUUCCCAGCUGCGCUGCACCCCCCACGAUGCGACGGAGCCGCACGGCGCUGCCCUUCCUGAGCGUGGAGCGCUGCCGCGACGCCGCCGAGGCCAUCCCGGUGGGACCGGGACCGGGUCCGGGGUCGGUGCCGGGCGCCGUCCGCCGCCGCUUCUCCGGGACUCCGCUGCUGCCGCCGCUGGGCUGCCGGGGGGGCCCCGAGCCCGAGGGCUCCCGCGUGGUGUUCACCAUCGAGGAGAGCGGCCCCAGCAGCGGUGACGAGGCCGAUCCCCCCCGCUUUGACCUGGAGAAUGGCCCCCCGGGCAGGGGACCCCUGGAGCCGCAGUGCAGCCCGGGCGCGGGGCUGGUGCUGCAGGGCGCCUUCCCCCACGGCCAGCGCCGCGAGUCCUUCCUCUACCGCUCCGACAGCGACUACGACCUGUCCCCCAAGGCCAUGUCCCGCAACUCCUCCAUUGCCAGCGACCUGCACGGGGAAGACAUGAUCGUCACGCCCUUCGCCCAGGUCCUGGCCAGCCUGCGCACCGUGCGCACCAACGUGACGGUGCUGCUGCACCUCCAGGAGCGCGUGGGCACCAAGCGGGCGUCGAGCAGCAGCCUCCCCUCCACCAGCAAGGCCGGCCUGUCCGCAGAGGAUGCUCAGCAGAAGCUGUCCCUGGAGACCCUGGAGGAGUUGGACUGGUGCCUGGAGCAGCUGGAGACGCUGCAGACGCGGCACUCGGUCGGAGAAAUGGCCUCCAACAAGUUCAAGCGGAUGCUGAGCCGGGAGCUGUCGCACCUCUCAGAGAGUGGCCGCUCGGGGAACCAGGUGUCCGAGUACAUUUCCAGCACCUUCCUGGACAAGCAGCACGAGGUGGAGAUUCCCCCGGCGCUGCCCAAGGAGAAGGAGCGGGAGCGCAGGAAGCGGCCGAUGUCGCAGAUCAGCGGCGUGAGGAAGCCGGCACACGGCCCCCGCCUCGCCGCCAUCCCGCGCUUCGGGGUGCGCACGGAGCAGGAGGGGCUGCUGGCCAAGGAGCUGCAGAACACCAACAAGUGGGGUCUCAACAUCUUCAAAGUGGCCGAGUACUCAGGAAACCGCCCGCUGACGGUCCUCAUGUACAGCAUCUUCCAGGAGCGCGACCUGAUGAAGACGUUCCGCAUCCCCGCCGACACCUUCCUCACCUACAUGCUGACGCUGGAGGACCACUACCGCGCCGACGUGGCGUACCACAACAACAUCCACGCCGCCGACGUGGCGCAGUCCACCCACGUGCUGCUCUCCACGCCGGCGCUGGAGGCCGUCUUCACCGACCUGGAGAUCAUGGCCGCCAUCUUCGCCAGCGCCAUCCACGACGUCGACCACCCCGGCGUCUCCAACCAGUUCCUCAUCAACACCAACUCCGAGCUGGCGCUGAUGUACAACGACGCCUCGGUGCUGGAGAACCACCACCUGGCCGUGGGCUUCAAGCUGCUGCAGGAGGAGAACUGCGACAUCUUCCAGAACCUGAGCAAGAAGCAGAGGCAGUCGCUUCGCAAGAUGGCCAUCGAUAUGGUGCUGGCCACCGACAUGUCCAAGCACAUGAACCUGCUGGCGGACCUGAAGACCAUGGUGGAGACCAAGAAGGUGACCAGCCUGGGGGUGCUGCUGCUGGACAACUACUCCGACCGGAUCCAGGUUCUGCAGAACAUGGUGCACUGCGCCGACCUCAGCAACCCCACCAAACCGCUGGAGCUGUACCGGCAGUGGACCGACCGCAUCAUGGCCGAGUUCUUCCACCAGGGUGACCGGGAGCGCGAGAAGGGGAUGGAGAUCAGCCCCAUGUGCGACAAGCACACCGCCUCCGUGGAGAAGUCCCAGGUGGGAUUCAUCGACUUCAUCGCCCACCCGCUGUGGGAGACCUGGGCCGACCUCGUGCACCCCGACGCCCAGGAGAUCCUGGACACGCUGGAGGACAACCGGGAGUGGUACCAGAGCAUGAUCCCGCGCAGCCCCUCCCCACCGCCCGAGGUGGGGGCUGAGGUGCCCCCCGCUGCCCCCAGCAAGUCCCGGUGCGAGAGGACGCUGGAGGAGGAGGAGGGAGAAUUGGACACGGAGCCCGAGGGGCCCGAGAGCCCUUUGGAGGAGGACAACAGCGGCUCCAAGACGUCGGCUACAGAUGAUUCGGAGUCGGCCGACACCGAGCGCUUGUCACCCGGCUCCGGGGACCGGGAGGUGGACAACAGGAGGGUGCUGGAGGGGACUCUGCCAAAGGACAGAGCUGGUGGUGGCUGCAUGGCGCCGGACCCCGAGAGCGGCAGGGAGCUGUGCCUGGACACGGAGGGCAAUGUCACAUUCCUGCCCCUGGGCACGUAGCGGCCCGGCCGGGGGGUCCUAUCGCUGCCACGGGGACGUGGGACUGGGCACUGCCACUCCUGGGCCUGGCACGCAGAGCCCCAAAGGAUUUCCCCACGUGGGAGCUGGGCAGGUCCUGAUGGUAACGAGGAUGCUGCUCACCCCCUCCCCUGCUUCCACCCAGUGUCCCUGCAUCGGCUGCUGGGAAAGGGCCCUGUUACCACGAACAGGGCUGGAGGACACGGGCUCCUGCCUGUCCCAGCCCUGGGCACGCUGUAUCGCACAGCGGAGCGGUCCCCAUUCAGCACAGCGCAGCCAAAAGCGUUUUGACGUCGCGGUGGCACGCGGCACCCGGGGUCCGGGCACCUCAGCACAACGCCCACGAGUCGGAGCUGGAUUUAUUCGGGGACUUCGCUUGGGAAAGCCUUUGGUUGCUCACUUCGUACUGCCAGCCCCACCUGGGUGCACACACACACGCAGCAGGAGCCGCUCUGACUGCGCUCAGCGCCCGAAAUGCUGCGCUGCAUUCGGCACCUUGGGCCCCGGGGGCAUUGCAGCCCUUGGAGACGUUUCGGUUUCUUCCUUCACCCUCCGGGUAUUAAACCUCAUUUGUUUCACUCCCCCCCCCGA
Molecule: messenger RNA, 3914 nt
Organism: Numida meleagris (helmeted guineafowl)
Lineage: Eukaryota; Metazoa; Chordata; Aves; Galliformes; Numididae
Gene: PDE4C
Product: phosphodiesterase 4C
Exons: 21
Coding region: 213-3305 (1030 amino acids)
Biological process (GO): signal transduction
Cellular component (GO): perinuclear region of cytoplasm; cytosol; nucleus
Molecular function (GO): 3',5'-cyclic-AMP phosphodiesterase activity
Source: RefSeq, a predicted model, not a curated record